GCCACAGACCGGACGUCGUCUCGCUCCGCUCUUGGCAGACGAAGCCGCUGUCGUUGACUCUUCGUCUCUGCAACAAUGGCGACCGAUGUGAGGCAGGAGCUCGCACAGCUAAUGAAUUCAACUGGAUCUCACAAAGAUCUCGCUGCCAAAUAUCGACAAAUUUUGGAGAAGGCCAUUCAGUUUACAGAUGCAGAGCAGCUGGAAUCCUUGAAGGCAUUUGUUGAAGCAAUGGUCAACGAAAAUGUCAGUCUUGUCAUCUCGAGACAGCUGCUCACUGAUUUUUGCACACAUCUGCCCAACCUGCCCGACGCCACAGCUAAAGCCGUGUAUCACUUCACCUUGGAAAAGAUCCAGCCCAGGGUCAUCUCCUUUGAGGAACAGGUAGCCUCAAUCAGACAGCACUUAGCAACCAUUUAUGAAAAGGAGGGAGACUGGAGGAAUGCUGCUCAGGUUUUAGUUGGUAUUCCCCUGGAAACAGGACAGAAGCAAUACAAUGUUGACUAUAAGUUGGAUACAUACCUGAAAAUUGCCCGUCUCUACUUAGAGGAUGAUGACCCAGUGCAGGCGGAGGCUUAUAUCAACAGAGCCUCAUUGCUUCAGAAUGAGUCCUCUAAUGAACAGCUGCAGAUACACUAUAAGGUGUGCUAUGCCAGAGUCCUAGACUUCAGGAGGAAGUUCAUCGAGGCUGCACAAAGAUACAACGAGCUGUCUUAUAAGUCGAUUGUCCAUGAGACUGAACGUCUGGAAGCACUGAAACAUGCCCUAAACUGCACCAUACUGGCUUCUGCAGGCCAGCAGCGUUCCCGUAUGUUGGCCACUCUCUUUAAGGAUGAGCGCUGUCAGCAGCUGGCCGCCUAUGGUAUUUUGGAGAAGAUGUACCUGGACCGUAUUAUCAGAGGAAACCAGCUGCAGGAGUUUGCUGCCAUGCUGAUGCCUCACCAGAAAGCCACCACAGGGGAUGGCUCCAGCAUCCUGGAUCGAGCCGUGAUCGAGCACAACCUGCUGUCCGCUAGCAAACUCUACAACAACAUCACGUUUGAAGAACUAGGAGCACUUUUAGAAAUCCCCCCAGCAAAGGCCGAGAAAAUAGCUUCCCAGAUGAUCACCGAGGGACGCAUGAACGGCUUCAUCGACCAGAUCGACAGCAUCGUACACUUUGAGACCCGUGAAGCCCUUCCGACCUGGGACAAACAGAUCCAGUCUCUGUGUUUCCAGGUCAACAACCUCCUAGAAAAGAUCCGUUCGGCUGCUCCGGAGUGGGCGGCCCAGGCCAUGGAGAGCCAGAUGACCCAGUAAACACGCCCACAACACGGUUCCCCCCUCAGUCUGUCUUAAAGUGUCGUCUUCCUGCUCCAAAAAAACCCCCGUCACCAUCACUUGUUUGACUUUUUCAUAGAACUCUUUAUUACUUUUGUCCACAUGGAAAAUAGUUCAAUGUUUCUCAAUAUUUCCGAUGCAUUGACCGAAGGACUGCAGUGUAACGUUUGAGUGACUUCCCGUUAUUUAACUGGCAUGUUAACCGUUUUGGAUGUGAUUAUUCAGAUAGUUGACAUGUAAUGGGGUCAAAAAGGCGUUUGCGUUGCGACACAUUCUCCUGUUUUUAAACGUGACACAGAAACAUCUGUCAAGUGGUUCUUCGUCAUGUAAAAAAAAAAAAAAAACAUUCUCGGUCGACUGUGAAAUUCUGAAUUAAAUUCAAAAGCGGAGAUUUGUUCAGCGUCUCGGUUGAGUGAUUUUUUAAUUUAUUUUUUCUAAUUCAAUUCAAAUGUUUUCUAAUUUUAAUCCAAAUUCGUAAAGUCUUGAAAUGGUCGGUUGGAAACUGCCAAAAUUAAUUCAAUUGUGUUUAGUGUGACGUAGAAUAAAUACAUUUGGGGAAAUAAACAAGGUGAGAAUACAUACUUUUUCAUUUUACAUUUAAAAUAUAUGAAAAGUAAAUGCAUUAAUAAUUGUCAAAGUUAAUUUAAAUAAAAAGGGAAAACUAAAUAGAAGUAGAUAUGGGAAUUAAUACACAUUUUAAUGAAUAAAUAAGAACAUUUAAAUAGAAAUAUAAAUGUAUGUAACACUUUAUCAAUUAAUUAAUGCCUACAACAUUUUUCUAUAUUUUUGAUACAUUUAAUUGCAUACAUUUUUACUUUUUUGCAGUUCCACAUCAUGUUCAUCUGACGUGCUGCUGUCUGUGUGGUUUGAGCAGUUCAAAUGUAUUUAAUUAAAUAAGUAAAAAUGUACGACGAGA
This is a messenger RNA of Cyclopterus lumpus (lumpfish), 2233 nucleotides long. It is a transcript of the gene cops4, whose product is annotated as COP9 constitutive photomorphogenic homolog subunit 4 (Arabidopsis). The transcript has 10 exons. NCBI's taxonomy places the organism in Eukaryota, Metazoa, Chordata, Actinopteri, Perciformes, Cyclopteridae. Bases 76 to 1296 code for a protein of 406 amino acids. The record is from RefSeq and is a predicted model, not a curated record. Gene Ontology annotation, cellular component: cytosol; COP9 signalosome.